AUUUAAAACUCAUGUUAAAAACAUUCUUUUAUAUUCGAAUCAAUUCUAUUGGUAAACCUCCUUCUUCUAUUGUUAACAUUUUUUCAAGGUGUUUGACUACAAAUAAGCAAACCGAACAUAUACCCGCAACCAGCAAAAACCCUAUAUUUCCUCGACGUGGUACUCGUAGUCCCGAACAAAUCUCUUCUCGACGACUCUGGACAGAAGAAGAUACAAAAUUACUUCAACAACUUUUAGAUAUACAUGGACCCAAAUACACCGAGAUUGCUAAACAUUUUCCCCAUCGUAGUACUUCGACCAUCUUUAAUCGCUGCAAGUUACUCUUUGACGAAACGUACAAGACUGGACCCUGGACCAAAGAAGAAUUGGAUGCACUACGAAAACUAUCCGAGGAAGCAAAGACAAACAAUGGUGAUAUUGAUUGGCGGUUUAUCCAACUGAAGCUACCUUAUUAUCGAUCUCUUUCACAUAUCAAACAUACAUGGUAUUUUAGUAUCAAUCCAGAUUUGAAUCAUGGACGAUGGACAACUGAGGAAACCGACCGACUCAUGAAACUGAUUGCCACUUAUGGUAUUAGUGACUGGGACAAGAUAGCUGAACGCUUGGGCACUCGCUCUUCUCGACAAUGCUUGGAAAAAUACAGACAUCAAAUUGGGCCGGUGACCAAAGGAAGAUUUACCCCUCAAGAGGAUAUGGCUAUCAUGAAGGCAGUGGAAAAAUUGGGGGAUGGUGAUUUUAUCGCCAUCAAAGCAGAAAUCAAUAGCACUCGCACACCUCGUAAUCUGUCACAACGGUAUCGAUAUGCCUUGGAUCCCGCCUAUGAUCGAUCACCUUGGUCUGAAGAAGAAGAACGUCAGGUUUAUGAACUCGCCAACAAGUUCAAUAGUAUGAUGAAGGUCAAGGAAGUCAUGAACAGCAAGCGUCACGUCAAGGAUAUGUGGAACAAGUAUAAAAAACUCGAUAGAAUAUAUCAAAGGGAACAACGACAAAAGCAACGCGAACAGGGAAAUACCAAGUAGAUAGUUAUAGAUAGUAUACAAAGUUUUUAUUAUCAUGAUGAUUUGUCAAUAAAAGGAAAAAUUAGUGAAAAUAUA
This is a messenger RNA of Halteromyces radiatus, 1094 nucleotides long. RefSeq lists its product as uncharacterized. The transcript has a single exon. The coding region runs from base 12 to 1019 and encodes 335 amino acids. NCBI's taxonomy places the organism in Eukaryota, Fungi, Mucoromycota, Mucoromycetes, Mucorales, Cunninghamellaceae. The record is from RefSeq and is a predicted model, not a curated record.